UGUGUGUGUGUUUUCACAGGGCCUCCAGGAAAGCGUGGACGGAUGGGAAGAAGAGGGGAAGCCGGCCUGCCUGGCAAGGCUGGACGGGAUGGAUACCCGGGUCCUCUUGGCUUGGAUGGGAAACCAGGUUCUCCGGGUCCUAAGGGAAGCCAGGGACCAGCCGGACCCAAGGGAGAUAAGGGUGACCAAGGAGACGUUGGGCCAAGGGGUCCUUCUAACUACAGCCCAUAUGCAGGUCUGCACAGUAAUCAGAUUCUCACCGUCAAGGGUGACCAAGGCCAGGCUGGCGCCGCUGGUCCUCCCGGUCCUCCGGGCCCCCCCGGCCCCAGAGGCCCCCCUGGAAACACAGGCAAGGAUGGUCCACGUGGCCCUGCUGGAGAGUCGUGUGCUGUGGCUUACCUAAAAGAUCCCAGAAUAGCAACUAUACUCCUGGACUCAUCUGUUUUCUGUAAGAAAGCGACCACAAGUUCUCCAACACACCCCGAUUCUCCCACCCUCCUACCACGACUGUGUCGCUGUGCACCCCUGAAACAGAUACGGCUCUGUGGCGGCGAGUUCAUG
Molecule: messenger RNA, 561 nt
Organism: Notothenia coriiceps (black rockcod)
Lineage: Eukaryota; Metazoa; Chordata; Actinopteri; Perciformes; Nototheniidae
Product: collagen alpha-1(XXVI) chain-like
Exons: 10
Source: RefSeq, a predicted model, not a curated record